Pseudophryne corroboree (corroboree frog) is the source of this 987-nucleotide messenger RNA. RefSeq lists its product as uncharacterized. The coding region runs from base 68 to 811 and encodes 247 amino acids. Lineage: Eukaryota; Metazoa; Chordata; Amphibia; Anura; Myobatrachidae. The record is from RefSeq and is a predicted model, not a curated record. The transcript is spliced from 6 exons.
AAUAGAAAGCGAAAUACAUGAAAAUAGUAAGACGGAUGAAAUAGCUUAUUUGGUUGACCAGGAAUAUAUGAACCUUAUCAUAGAGAAUCUCAUUGACAGCUUUAGUGGAUUGUCCAACAGCUCCCCCAAAGCUACACAAGCUUUGAAUGUAGAAGAUCAAGCCAUGUCAAAUGAGAACAAAAGAGAACUUCAAGUCAUUUCUGGUCAAGACAGAAAACUCAGCGGGGAAUCUAAUUCAAAAAACCACAAAAUGUUAUGCUCAAGACAUAAAGAGGAAACAAGAAACCGAGAGCUCAGAUCCUCUAAAAGUGAAAUCUGUAAGACACCAGCAAUGUCAGAUUCCACAAAUCAAAAAACAGAAAUGGUUAUGAUGACUGCAAAUUGCAAUAAAAAACAACUACCAGUAUUUGCCAAGAUUUGUACCAAAGCAUUAAUGAAAGUGCCAUAUCUUCAUCAUUCAGGAGCUGCAGUGCCCAUUCCUGGUGGCCCUUGGUUCAGAGCACCUGUGCCUUCUGUACCUGCCAAUGCUUACAGUCCCUCAUAUAUGUUAAACUUUCCUCCUCUCUCUGCUUCGAUGAUGCCAAAAGGAAAGAGCCUUGGACAGUACCAGUUUGACAAAAUGAACCAUCAGCAAAAUGCCCCACCUGUAUAUUGUGCGCCCUACCCUCCAAUGAUGAAUUACCAUCCAUGCACAGUAGUGAAUUGGCUACAAUAUUUUCCUUGUAUCGUUAGGGUCAAUCCUCACAGUAUGGGAACUAUGGCAAAUAACUCAUUUCCCACCGUCAAUGGCAGCAGAAUGAGACCAUCCUGAUAUGUUAUCUAGAACUGAAGUCAAGUAUUAAGCAGGUUAAAACUCGUAUCUAGAGAUAUCAACAAAAUAUACUUUCUCCAUCAACAACUGGUUAUAUUGCUCCUUAUCCAUCUUCUGAUUCCCCUGUUGACUUUGACUUCUGUGUUUUGUAUAACAAUAAAUAGAUAUUUAUUAAA